Messenger RNA from Vespula vulgaris, 2081 nucleotides. Its product is annotated as protein C12orf4 homolog. Gene Ontology annotation, cellular component: cytoplasm. NCBI's taxonomy places the organism in Eukaryota, Metazoa, Arthropoda, Insecta, Hymenoptera, Vespidae. The record is from RefSeq and is a predicted model, not a curated record. Bases 279 to 1937 code for a protein of 552 amino acids. The transcript has 10 exons.
UUCGGUCAGUGAUUGUUGCUUUUACGAGCAACAUAUUAUUUUGAAACGAUUAUUUAACAAUGUGCGAUAAAUUAAACGGAGCACGCGUUAAUCGUUCAAGGAGAUUAAAUCAUUGUUAACGAUAAUAUGGAUAGAUUAAAAAUUUAAUUAACGAGUUUUAGGUUAACUAUUAAGAAUCAUAACAUGACGUUUAACAACGAUUUUUCAUCUAAGUCUUUUUUAUAUUACUAAAAAUAUUGAAAUCAUUUCUAUUUUCUAUAAGUAACAAGUUAUGAAAAAUGAGUCUACUUGAAGAAGAAUGUGUUGAAAGGGUUUUUAUAUACAAAUUCCCAACAUGUACAACAAACGAGGAAUAUGUAUUAGAAAUACCUUUAAAAAUUCCAUAUCAAGGUUCCAUAAAAGAAUUGACAUAUAGGAUUAUGUCAUCAUUUAAAUUACCAUACUAUGUGGAGUCUGAUUUAAUGGAGACUAUACAACGUACUAUUAAAGAGUUAACUCUGCAAUUUUAUGAUGAGAAGUCAGAGAAAGUUAUAGAUGCUACGAAGAAAGGUGAUCUGAAUAUAGAGGAUAUAAUUAAAAACUGGGAAAAGACGUAUAAACAAAAAACUGUAGAGUAUGCAGAUCCAAUAGGAACAACGGAUGAAGAAUUAUUUGCAGCAGCAUACCAUAGAUUAGUACACUCACCGUCUUUAGAACCAAUUCUACAAGCAGAACAUAAAUAUGGUAGAGAUGUCACAGAAGUCAUUCAAAUGAGGAACACUGAUUAUGAACAGCUUACUCAAAAGCAAACCGAAGAAAUGCGUGUUGCCGUUGAAGCUUUAGAAGCUGGAUCAACUGAAAAAUCUAUAAACGAUAUGGCAGGUCGUCAUUUUGAAGAGCAAAGCUUAUUACAGGGCCAUUGGGGUUCGAGAGUCGAUGCUUUAAAAUUAGAACAAAGACGACAAUAUCGUAAUUGGAUUAUGAGAUUAUUGGAAGAACAGCAAACGAAUAUGUUACCGACUCCUGUGGGCUCUCCGAUGGUACCAAUGCCACCGAUAAGACCAGCAUUAGGUACGUUUGUUCCAAACGAAGAAAAACAAACGUCCGAUUAUCCUAUUCUCGAAGAAAGUUUCACUAUACAUUUAGGCUCGCAAAUGAAACAAAUGCAUAAUAUCCGAAUACUCACAGGCGAUGUUCUCGAUUUUUGUCGAACAAAAAAGAGCGAUACUGGGGAUCCAACGCCACAGAGAUUGCAAACGGCUUUAGGAUUAUAUUCGAACGAUUUAUGUGGAUUGGUUUUGCUAAGCGACAAUCAUCUGGGAAGUUAUUCCGGAAUAACGAAAGAAUUGUGUUCGAUAUGUCAGUUGACAACAGAAUUUCAUUUUCCACCGAUCGACGAACAGUUGGAAAAAAUUCGUGAGGACGUAAAAGAAGCUGUCGCUUGGCGACAAGCUCAUCAUCGUGAAGGAAGCGAUCCUCAGACAAAAAAGCCAACGAGUAAGACGUUACAAACUGGUGACGUCUUCAUCACGAGACAUUCCAAUUUAGCACAGGUCCAUGUAGUAUUUCACAUGGUGGUAAAUGAUUCUCUAAGAUCUGGUGAUAUUAAUUCAAGGCAUCCGGCCAUUUUGGGAUUGAGGAAUAUUUUAAAAACAGCUUGUUGCAACGACGUUACGACCUUGACUAUUCCAGUCCUUCUAGUUCAUGAAAUGACAGAGGAAAUGACAGUGGCAUGGUGUACCAAAAGGGCUGAACUAGUCUUCAAAUGCGUCAAAGGUUUUAUGAUAGAAAUGGCAUCAUGGGGUGGAGCAGAAUUGAAAAAUUUACAAUUUCUCGUACCAAAAGGAAUGUCGGAAGAAGUUUUUGGAACAUUAGCGACGAUGUUACCUAGCAUAUUUCGCGUAUCGAAUCCAUUGGUAUUCAAAGCUACGAGUACACCGCAAACUCCAAAAAAAUGAUCGCCUAUCUUGCCUUUGUUAUUGAACACAAAUCCAAAAUACUACGAUAUUUGUUACUAUGUGUUGCAUAUAUCUAAAGCGUAAUAAUUCAUUUCGAAUGGUUAAUGAUGAUACAAACACUGUGAAUAAACGUCUGACUCUUAA